CAUGUUACGUGCAGGUAGACUGCUGGCAGUUAGCCUGUCCCGGCUGCAUGCGAGUCCCACCAACAGCAGUCACAGCAUGGCGUACAGCGCGAAGAUAGGUCCGUCCAUCCUGAGCAGCGACCUGUCGUGCCUGGGCAGCGAGUGCGUGCGGAUGAUGGAGUGCGGGGCGGACUACCUGCACCUGGACGUCAUGGACGGGCAUUUUGUCCCCAACAUCACGUUCGGACACCCCAUGGUGGAGUGUCUGAGGAAGACUGUGGGCCAGGAUCCCUUUUUCGACAUGCACAUGAUGGUGUCCCGGCCGGAGCAGUGGGUGAAGCCCAUGGCCGCAGCGGGAGCCAGCCAGUACACCUUCCAUCUGGAGGCCACCACCAACCCUGGGAACCUCAUCAAGGAGAUAAGGGAGAGCGCCAUGAAGGUGGGAUUGGCCAUUAAGCCUGGUACUACCGUGGAAGAGCUGGCGCCCUGGGCCAAUCAGAUCGACAUGGCUCUGAUCAUGACCGUGGAGCCUGGUUUUGGAGGACAGAAGUUCAUGGAGGACAUGAUGCCCAAGGUGAGCUGGCUGCGGAGUCAGUUUCCCUCAUUAGACAUCGAGGUUGAUGGAGGCGUCGGCCCUGACACCAUUCACAAGUGUGCCGAGGCCGGGGCUAACAUGAUCGUGUCGGGCAGCGCUGUGAUCGGCAGCGACGACCCGCGAUCUGUCAUCAAAAUGCUGCGCGAUGCGGUGGCCGAAGCAAUCCAGAAACGCUCGCUGGACCGCUGAUACGUCUCGUGUUCGUGAGAGUCCAUCCUCCUCCCCGUAGAGACGCUCCACCUGCCCCCUCACAACGGCAACAAGCCGCAGCAGCCGGAGGAAACGACUCGACGUGGACAUUUGGGGGAGAAAUUGAGGUGGAGGGGUCACGGUCAGAGCGAGUGGCUUCUGUUUUUUUUUUUUUUUAGUUUUCUUUUGCCUACAGCCAAAACACAAUCGAUGUAAUGUGAUUGAAGCUGCGUCGCAUGUGUUUUACCCUCUCGUGCCAGAAGUGGGUCAAACCUAACCGAGCCCCGUCUCGGCACAGGAAACAACUCCAGGAGCCGAGCUAAACGUUUACGCCAAUAAACUCCGUAAACAUUCCAGGAUUCUGUGUACAACAAAAUAUGCCCCCAGAAGCCGUUUCGGUUUGCCUUCAGCUCCAAAGGUUAUUUUUCUUGUCCUUUCCAUUUGAAAUAUUGUUCCAAAGAUCCCCGAAAAGAAACUAGGACCAUGGUUUGUUCUCUGCUUUGUUGAUAUAAUGAGGUACUGACUGUACUACUGAAAACAUAAACUGUACAAUGGUGGGUUCCACAAGGUCUGUUUUGCAGAUUAAAAACUUUCAAGUGUUUA
Molecule: messenger RNA, 1366 nt
Organism: Fundulus heteroclitus (mummichog)
Lineage: Eukaryota; Metazoa; Chordata; Actinopteri; Cyprinodontiformes; Fundulidae
Gene: rpe
Product: ribulose-5-phosphate-3-epimerase
Exons: 6
Coding region: 2-763 (253 amino acids)
Biological process (GO): carbohydrate metabolic process; pentose-phosphate shunt, non-oxidative branch; pentose-phosphate shunt
Cellular component (GO): cytosol
Molecular function (GO): D-ribulose-phosphate 3-epimerase activity; metal ion binding
Source: RefSeq, a predicted model, not a curated record